Molecule: messenger RNA, 1475 nt
Organism: Trachymyrmex cornetzi
Lineage: Eukaryota; Metazoa; Arthropoda; Insecta; Hymenoptera; Formicidae
Gene: prtp
Product: thioredoxin domain-containing protein pretaporter
Exons: 5
Coding region: 23-1210 (395 amino acids)
Biological process (GO): protein folding
Cellular component (GO): endoplasmic reticulum
Molecular function (GO): protein disulfide isomerase activity
Source: RefSeq, a predicted model, not a curated record
UUUCUCGUCCGUUUCGCGAACGAUGCUGUCGCUCAUGAUGAUAGAUUGCGUGCCUAAGCGGCGGAUCCUGCUUCUUCUGUUUGUACUAAGUCAAACGAGUCAUGGCCAUGACGAAGAUGCACAUACUCUUCGGUAUACCCACGAUAACUUUUCCAUCGAAGUUGGCAAGAAAAAUCACUUCGUCAUGUUCUAUGCGCCAUGGUGUGGGCAUUGUCAAAGACUUAGCCCCACGUGGGAGCAGUUGGCAGAGAUCUCGAAUGAGGAGGACAGUAAUAUAAGAAUCGCCAAGGUGGAUUGCACAACCGAGAGCAUUUUGUGCAGCGAACAAGAUGUUACUGGUUACCCUACAUUGAAAUUUUACAAGACUGGAGAAACUAAAGGCGUCAAGUUCCGAGGCACUCGUGAUUUACCUACAUUGACUUCUUUUAUUAACGAUCAGCUAGGUAGUUCAAUGGUUGAAGAUGUCAUGCCGACUCCUCCGGAAGCAGUAAAUGGAUUACUGGAAUUAACGGAAGAUACGUUUGAAAAACACGUAUCUUCUGGACAUCAUUUUGUUAAGUUUUACGCGCCCUGGUGUGGACACUGCCAGAAAUUAGCUCCAACUUGGGAUGAAUUAGCCAACAGUCUUCGCAAUGACGACGUAGUCAGUAUUUCUAAGAUAGAUUGUACACAGCAUCGUAUUAUCUGCGGCCAGUUUGACAUUAAGGGAUAUCCUACACUGCUGUGGAUUGAAGAGGGAAAAAAGGUGGAUAAAUAUACUGGUCAGCGUACUCACGAAGAGUUGAAAGCUUAUGUGUCAAUGAUGCUGGGUAAGAAUGCAGAGGAUGAGUCAAGCCGGAAGCUUGAGAGUACUGACGGAAUCCCGAAUGCUAUAUUGAGUUUGACGGCUGAUAGUUUCAAGCAAGGUAUCGAAAAGGGCCUUUCAUUCGUCAAGUUCUUCGCACCCUGGUGCGGACAUUGCAAACGUCUGGCUCCCACGUGGGAAGAGUUGGGUAAGAAGUUCUUCGGCAACGACAAUGUGAACAUUAUCAAAGUCGAUUGUACACUCGACGUAAGUAAACAAUUGUGCAAUGAACAGGAGGUAGAUGGUUUUCCAACUUUGUACUUAUAUCGUAAUGGACGCAAGGUCUCAGAAUACAAUGGCUCGCGUAAUCUCGACGAUUUGUACGACUUCGUAAUGAAUCACAUGAAAACGCAUGACGAAUUGUAAAUUUGUUUGUCGUUAAAGCGCCGAGAUAUGUGUGUGUGUGUGCGCGCGCGCGCGCGUGUAUCGUAAUGUAUUCCCAAUAAUACUUCGAAUAAUUGAAUUAAUUUAAGACGCAUGACGUUUCGAUUUUUCAUUGCCAAAUGGAAAUAGAAGAAGCGGGAAUUUUUUUCAUUUUUAUAUCUUAUAUAUCGAGAAAUAAAGAAACGAUACGUUAGUAUAUAGAAUGUGACAUAUUCAAAUGUAAUCCCGUGUAAAAAAAUGUGCUAUC